Saimiri boliviensis boliviensis (Bolivian squirrel monkey) is the source of this 489-nucleotide messenger RNA. The record is from RefSeq and is a predicted model, not a curated record. NCBI's taxonomy places the organism in Eukaryota, Metazoa, Chordata, Mammalia, Primates, Cebidae.
AUGUUUGAGUUGGUUCAGGAAGAUGGGUAUAUGCUGUCACACAGCCAACUCUAUGUGAUCCACGCAACUGGUUGUUGCGAAGGUCCCAAUUCAUCAUUUGCCUUCUUGGGAACCUGGAAGCUGGUCUCCAGUGAAAACUCUGAGGAUUACAUGAAAGAGCCGGGAGUGGAUUUUGCAGCCCAGAACGUAGCAGGGUUAGUGAAGCUGACAGUAAGUAUUAGUGUUGAUGGGAAAACAAUGACCAUAAGAACGGAAAGUUCUUUCCAGAACACUAAGAUCUCCUUCAAGCUGGGGGAAGAAUUUGAUGAAACCACAGCAGACAACCGGAAAGUAAAGAGCACCAUAACAUUAGAGAAUGGCUCAAUGAUUCAGGUCCAAAAAUGGCUCGGCAAAGAGACAACAAUCAAAAGAAAAAUUGUGGGUGAAAAGAUGGUAGUGGAAUGUAAAAUGAAUAAUGUUGUCAGCACCAGAAUCUAUGAAAAGGUGUGA